Linum trigynum is the source of this 2321-nucleotide messenger RNA. Lineage: Eukaryota; Viridiplantae; Streptophyta; Magnoliopsida; Malpighiales; Linaceae. The record is from the annotation of a GenBank genome assembly.
AGCAAAGCAACACGUGUAACAAAUUAAGCUGGUUGAAAGCAUUACUAUGGCGUCUCAUCACUACUACUUCACGUUCUCAGCUCUCUUCAUACUACUUCUGUUGGGUGGAGGUGGAAAGAUGAGCAAUGGAAGGAAAGACAGGGCAGGGGAGUAUUGGAGAAGUGUGAUGAAAGAUGAGCCCUUGCCGGAAGCAAUCAAGUCGGCAGCGUCACUUUCCGAGCACAAGGGAGCUCAUUGCGAUACUGCGAGCGAGAAUGUGCUGCCGGCGGCGGCGGCAGAGAAAUCCGCCGGCGGCAUCGUUGUGAAGUUCACCGACGAGAUCGAGGCACAACCUCAAAUCUCAAACUAUGAGAACGAUGUCAAGCCGGCAGAAGGGAAAUUCGUCUUGGAAAUCAACGCGCAGCCGCAGAUAUCGAAUUACGGUAAUGAUCUCAAGCAAACCGCGGGCAAGUUCAUCAAAGAUAUUGAGGCACAGCCUCAGAUUUCCAACUAUGGGGAUGACAUGAGACUAAAGAAGUUUGUUAGAGAUAUGGAACCACAGCCUCAAAUCUCAAACUAUGGAGACGAUACCAAACUGACUGGCAAGUUUGUGAGAGACGUCGAGCCACAACCUCAGAUUUCGAACUAUGGUGACGAGGCGAAGUUGAAGAAGUUUGUUAGAGAUGACAUUGAUUCGCAGCCUCAAAUAUCAAGCUACGGAAGCAAUAUUUCCAGUCCAUCCAAGUUCGUCAAAGAUAUCGAGGCACAACCACAUAUCUCAAACUACGACGCUGAUGUGGUGCGAUCAUCAUCGCCACAAUUUGCAAAAGAUUUCGACGCACAACCUCAAAUCUCAAACUACGAAGAUGGUAUCAAGCCAAACAAGCUUGCGAAACGUAUCGAGGUUCACCCUGAAGUCCAUAUCAACGAUAGUGAAUUGGAAGCCGCUAGCAGAAGUAACUAUGUGAUGGAAGUUAGCAUGAAGAUCAAUUGAGCCACCACUUGAAUCACCGAGGAUCAUAGGCCCGUCUCAAUAAUAGUAACCUGGCCUGUUUGUAAGAUUUUUAUCGAUCUAUCCAAGGCACUAGCUAGAAUAAUGUUGAUGGAUUAUGUUUCUGUUUGUUUGUUUGUCGUUUUUGUUGUUGAUUUCGAGUGUUUUCGAUCAAGUUGGUUUUGUAAUAUGACAGUAACAAAUUUUGAUUUGGUCAGAAAAUGAAAGCAAGUACUCACCAGGCUGAUCAUAUAGUGCAAACAAUUCUAUAGUAUCAAGCCAAACCCUGUUGACCAUUUGCUUUACUCGGCAUCCUGGUAACCCUUGAAGGCCAACAAUGCAGCUCCAUAAGCAGCUUCAGUGUGCAUCGCCCGGCCGACAGUGAGAAGAAAAGAAGAACAGCGAAGUUUUAGAUAGGGUUUUUGGUGAAGGUUCUCAACUUGAGAUCUUCGUUUUCUGCAUUUCUCAAUAUAUACCCAACAGCCUGUACAGAGGAAAUGGAAACUAAUGGCUAAUCUACAGUGUUUAACUAACUAAUCAAAAACGACUGAUAACAUGGAAACACGUGUCUACAAGACACAAUUAAAUUGCAAUCAACGAACUAAGCAGGACGACGUCGUUCAAGCCAUCUCCGUCUUCUUUUGAUGAAACGUCUUCGUUUUGCUCAAAAGCAGCUUUCCGGAUUAGAGUAAAACGAUGUCGUUUCUUCUGGGCAAGUGUUCUUCAGUUGCAAGUGUCUCCAACUUGCAGCAGCAGCCUUCUCGUCAUCUCUUCUUGAUUCAAUCCUCAGCUGCUGCUGCUAGUCAAUGAUCAUUCAUCUAUUACCCCCCUUCAAGCUGGCGAGUGUCUUCCAGAGACUCCCAGCUUGCACAUCAGCAUAUUGAAACGAUCUAUACCAAGGCUUUUGGUAAAGAUGUCUGCUAGCUGAUAAGUAGUUGAAACAUGUCUUAAAUCAAUCAAGCCAUUCAUCAGUCUUUCCCUAAUAACAUGACAAUCAACCUCAAUAUGUUUCGUUCUUUCAUGAAAGACUGGAUUCCUGGCAAUGUGUAUUGCUGACUGAUUGUCACAAUAAACCAAGGCUGGUUGAGAGUGAACAAUCCCAAAAUCAGAAAGUAACCUUACCAACCAUUGAACCUCACAACUAAGUUGUGCCAAAGCUCUAUAUUCUGCUUCUGAUGAAGAUCUGGAAACUGUACUCUGCUUCUUUGUCUUCCAACUAAUCAAAUUUGUCCCCAGAAACACACAAAACCCUGUCAAUGAUCUUCUUGAGUCAGGACAUGUGGCCCAAUCAGAAUCACUGUACCCUGUUAAUUGCACAGCAGAAUCCUUGGAAUAAAACAGACCUUGACCA